This is a messenger RNA of Pan troglodytes (chimpanzee), 3873 nucleotides long. It is a transcript of the gene NEK5, whose product is annotated as NIMA related kinase 5. Gene Ontology annotation, molecular function: protein kinase activity; ATP binding. The transcript is spliced from 24 exons. The coding region runs from base 486 to 3155 and encodes 889 amino acids. Gene Ontology annotation, biological process: protein phosphorylation. Lineage: Eukaryota; Metazoa; Chordata; Mammalia; Primates; Hominidae. The record is from RefSeq and is a predicted model, not a curated record.
GGGUACGGGUAAGCGUCUUGCCACCCACCCGCGGCCGCUUUUCCAGGGGCGGCCCUAGGGGAGAAGGAAUUUUCCUAAUUUGGGGGCUUCCACCCUUUGGUGCCACUUGGGCGGGAGGGUCGCGGGCCUCCCGAGGGCGAGUCACCCCCGGCCCCAAGUCCGUAUGCGUCUCUCUCAGAACCCGAUCCUCCGGUGUCUGCAGCCUCUCCUGGCUGCGGAGCUGGUUCCCAGCCCCCUGCAACCCAGUACCGACUUCCCACCCUGACAUAAAAUUAUUCGAAAACAAGCCCCCUGCUCACCCCAUUAACAACAACAACAAAACUGUAUUAUGCCCUAACUGUAGCAUAAAGAGGAAAUAGAAGGAAAGCAAUAAGUAAGAAAGUACAUAUUUCAAUCUGAAAAUGCUUGGCACUACUACCCUUGGAAAAUGUAGAGAAGUAGCCAGUAGCCGCGCCUGGGGAGUCGCCUGAACGUGACGGCAGCAAAUGCAGAUUGUUGGGUCUCCGGGACCAGGAGCAGCGUGGCCAGUGAAGCGCGUGGUUUUCCCAAAUGGUGAACAAUUCUUGUUAUCUGUGGCCACAAGGAAAGUUAUUUGUCUCUGUCUUGGCAAGGCUGGGAGGAAAGUUUUAGCUAAGAACCUCAGCCCAUUGGAGACCAUGGAUAAGUACGAUGUGAUUAAGGCCAUCGGGCAAGGUGCCUUCGGGAAAGCAUACUUAGCUAAAGGGAAAUCAGAUAGCAAGCACUGUGUCAUAAAAGAGAUCAAUUUUGAAAAGAUGCCCAUACAAGAAAAAGAAGCUUCAAAGAAAGAAGUGAUUCUUCUGGAAAAGAUGAAACAUCCCAACAUUGUAGCCUUCUUCAGUUCAUUUCAAGAGAAUGGCAGGCUGUUUAUUGUAAUGGAAUAUUGUGAUGGAGGGGAUCUCAUGAAAAGGAUCAAUAGACAACGGGGUGUGUUAUUUAGUGAAGAUCAGAUCCUCGGUUGGUUUGUACAGAUUUCUCUAGGACUAAAACAUAUUCAUGACAGGAAGAUAUUACACAGGGACAUAAAAGCUCAGAACAUUUUUCUUAGCAAGAACGGAAUGGUGGCAAAGCUUGGGGACUUUGGUAUAGCAAGAGUCCUGAAUAAUUCCAUGGAACUUGCUCGAACUUGUAUUGGAACACCUUACUACCUGUCCCCAGAGAUCUGUCAGAAUAAGCCCUACAACAAUAAAACGGAUAUUUGGUCUCUUGGCUGUGUCUUAUAUGAGCUCUGCACACUUAAACAUCCUUUUGAGGGUAACAACUUACAGCAGCUGGUUCUGAAGAUUUGUCAAGCACAUUUUGCCCCAAUAUCUCCAGGGUUUUCUCGUGAGCUACAUUCCUUGAUAUCUCAGCUCUUUCAAGUAUCUCCUCGAGACCGACCAUCCAUAAAUUCCAUUUUGAAAAGGCCCUUUUUAGAGAAUCUUAUUCCCAAAUAUUUGACUCCUGAGGUCAUUCAGGAAGAAUUCAGUCACAUGCUUAUAUGCAGAGCAGGAGCGCCAGCUUCUCGACAUGCUGGGAAGGUGGUCCAGAAGUGUAAAAUACAAAAAGUGAGAUUCCAGGGAAAGUGCCCACCAAGAUCAAGGAUAUCUGUGCCAAUUAAAAGGAAUGCUAUAUUGCAUAGAAAUGAAUGGAGACCACCAGCUGGAGCCCAGAAGGCCAGAUCUAUAAAAAUGAUAGAAAGACCCAAACUUGCUGCUGUCUGUGGACAUUAUGAUUAUUAUUAUGCUCAACUUGAUAUGCUGAGGAGGAGAGCCCACAAACCAAGUUAUCACCCUAUUCCUCAAGAAAAUACUGGCGUUGAGGAUUAUGGUCAGGAAACGAGGCAUGGUCCAUCCCCAAGUCAAUGGCCUGCUGAGUACCUUCAGAGAAAAUUUGAAGCUCAACAAUAUAAGUUGAAAGUGGAGAAGCAAUUGGGUCUUCGUCCAUCUUCUGCCGAGCCAAAUUACAACCAGAGACAAGAGCUAAGAAGUAAUGGAGAAGAGCCUAGAUUCCAGGAGCUGCCAUUUAGGAAAAAAGAAAUGAAGGAACAGGAAUAUUGGAAGCAGUUAGAGGAAAUACGCCAACAGUACCACAAUGACAUGAAAGAAAUUAGAAAGAAGAUGGGGAGAGAACCAGAGGAGAACUCAAAAAUAAGUCAUAAAACCUAUUUGGUGAAGAAGAGUAACCUGCCUGUCCAUCAAGAUGCAUCUGAGGGAGAAGCACCUGUGCAGGACAUUGAAAAAGACUUGAAACAAAUGAGGCUUCAGAACACAAAGGAAAGUAAAAAUCCAGAACAGAAAUAUAAAGCUAAGAAGGGGGUAAAAUUUGAAAUUAAUUUAGACAAAUGUAUUUCUGAUGAAAACAUCCUCCAAGAGGAAGAGGCAAUGGAUAUACUAAAUGAAACUUUGACCUUUGAGGAUGGCAUGAAGUUUAAGGAAUAUGAAUGUGUAAAGGAGCAUGGAGAUUAUACAGACAAAGCAUUUGAAAAACUUCACUGCCCAGAAGCAGGGUUUUCCACGCAGACUGUAGCUGCUGUGGGAAACAGGAGGCAGUGGGAUGGAGGAGCGCCUCAGACUCUGCUGCAGAUGAUGGCAGUGGCCGACAUCACCUCCACCUGCCCCACGGGGCCUGACAAUGGCCAAGUUAUUGUGAUUGAAGGCAUUCCAGGAAACAGGAAACAGUGGCGGCAUGAAGCUCCAGGAACUUUAAUGAGUGUUUUGGCAGCAGCACAUCUAACGAGUAGCUCAUUUUCUGCCGAUGAAGAAUUUGCAAUGGGAACAUUAAAACAAUGGCUACCCAAAGAAGAAGAUGAAGGGAAGGUAGAAAUGGUCUCUGGCAUUGAAGUAGGUGAGGAACAACUAGAACCAAGAUCUGAUGAUGAUGAUACAAAUUUUGAAGAAUCUGAAGAUGAGUUGAGAGAUGAAGUAGUAGAAUACUUAGAAAAACUCGCUACUUUCAAAGGGGAAGAAAAAACAGAAGAGGCCUCCAGUACCUCUAAGGACUCUAGAAAGUCAAGAGAAAGAGAGGGGAUAAGUAUGCAGAAAUCUGAAGAAUUAAGGGAGGGCUUGGAGAAUAUUUCUACUACAUCUAAUGACCACAUUUGUAUUACUGAUGAAGACCAAGGAACAUCAACAACCAGUCAAAAUAUACAAGUGUGAUUAUUGUACUUUUUCUUAAGUAAUAAGUUAGUGUCUAUUACCUAUAGUAUUUAUUUGGGUACAAGUCAUAAAUGCUCAUUUACUGUAAGGGUUUUCUAGUAAUCUCAAGGAUUUAUUAAUUUUUCUUUCAAUUUAGGAAGUAGAACUUUUGAAUAUAGACAUUAAUAUUUUUACUUUAAAGUUUCUAUUAAGAAAUCUUAGGCCAGGCAGUCUCAUCACUUUGGGAGGCCAAGGCAGGCAGAUCAUGAGGUCAGGAGUUUGAGACCAGUCCAACCAACAUGGUGAAACCCCGUCUCUACUAAAAAUACAAAAUUAGCUGGGCAUGGUGGUGCAUGCCUGUAAUCCCAGUUACCUGGGAGGCUGAGGCAGGAGAAUCACCUGAACCCAGGAGAUGGAAGUUGCAAGUGAGCCGAGAUUGUGCCACUGCACUCCAGCCUGGGCAAUAAGAGCGAAACUCUGUCUCAAAAAAAGAAAAAAAAAAAAAGCUUUCAGCUAAUAUAUGUGGUAGGCAGAGUAAUGUGGCUCAACGCCCCCUCCAAAACAUGUCCCAUCCUAAUCCCCACAGUUUGCGAAUACGGCAAAGGAGAAUUAAGGUUGCAGGUGAAAUUGUUUGCUCAUCAGCUGACCUUAAAAUAGGGAGGUUAUCUUGGUUUAUCCACCUGGGUGCAGUGUAAUCACAAGGGUCCUUACAAGUGGAAGAGGAAGACAAAAGAGAAAA